Ceratosolen solmsi marchali is the source of this 1543-nucleotide messenger RNA. Its product is annotated as lipase 3. Gene Ontology annotation, molecular function: hydrolase activity, acting on ester bonds. The record is from RefSeq and is a predicted model, not a curated record. Lineage: Eukaryota; Metazoa; Arthropoda; Insecta; Hymenoptera; Agaonidae. The transcript is spliced from 6 exons. Bases 127 to 1437 code for a protein of 436 amino acids.
UAGCUGCAAAUAAUACAGGGGGCGAUCAACGCGCGUCCUGACCGAGAGACGAGGCUCCUGCGUAGGAUUUGUCCCGACGUCGCUUGCGACCAAAAGCUACAGGACAGCGAGCGGCCAGUGCGACGUAUGAUGAGCGAAGACAACCACGAUGAGGUUCACAUGACGACGCCUGAAUUGAUAACAAAACACGGAUAUAUUGCUGAGACUCAUCACGUUUGGACCGAAGAUGGAUAUAGACUGGAACUACAUAGAGUAUUGAGAAAGACUCAGGCUAGAAAUUCAAAAAAAAGUUGCACAGAACCAUGCGACGACAAGAUACCUGAAUUAUCAAAAACAGACUCCAACGAGUCGUCAAUACUAUCGGGAGCAUUAGCUUUGCAGGCCAAAGACGAGUCAAAUGUUAAAAUUAAACCACCUAUAUUAGUGAACCAUGGGUUGUUAUCGAGCUCAGCAGACUGGGUACUACUUGGACCGCAGAAAGCUCUUGCUUACGUACUAUGCGACUGCGGAUUUGACGUGUGGUUAGCAAAUGUUAGGGGAAAUACGUAUUCCCAGUGUCAUAAACAAUAUACAACGAGAGAUAGGGAGUUUUGGGAUUUCAGCUGGCAUGAAAUAGGGUAUUAUGAUUUACCAGCAAUGAUAGACUACAUACUAGAUAAAACUCAUCAAACGAGUUUACAUUAUAUUGGUUAUAGUCAAGGGACGACUACUUUUUAUGUAAUGUGCAGUGAGAGACCAGAGUAUAAUGAUAAAAUUAAAGGAAUGGUGAGCAUGGCUCCGGUUGCAUUCCUUACUAAUCAACGCAGUCCAUUGAUUAAAUUUAUCGUCAGAUUCUACAUUCUCAUGGAAUGGGGAUCAGUUUACUGUAAUAUACAUCAAUGGUUUCCAAGAAAUAGGUUACAAGCUAAAGCUUUGGGAACAUUAAUUCGAAAUACUCCUGGUGCGCUAACCAAAAGCUUUUACAGUUGUUGGUUUUAUUUAAUCGCUGGCUUUGGUAGUAAUCAGUUGGAUAAGUCUAUGUUGCCCCUUAUAUUUGGUCAUUUUCCUGGUGGUUCGUCUGCCAAACAAAUCAUACACUUCAGUCAAAUUAUUCUUUCUGAUUCAUUCCGAAAAUUUGAUUACGGCACUUCAAAAAAUUUAAAGCUUUACGGAAGUACGCAGCCUCCAAAGUACUGUUUGGAGCGGGUUAAAGUUCCUGUUGCAGUGUUUUACAGUGAAAAUGACUUCCUCACGGAUCCAGCUGAUGUCCAAAGGCUCAUUGAGAAGUUUCCCAACGUUGUUCUGAAGCAUAAAAUUGAAUAUUCAAAAUUUAAUCAUAUUGACUACCUCUGGGGCAGAGACGCGAGGACACUUCUCUACACUCAUAUCAUUGAUUUCAUAAAGAAAAUACAAAUGAGUGAAAGCUCUUCCAUGACGAAUUUUACACAUGUACAGUGAAAUUUGCGUGUAAUCUUUAAUAGAAGAAUCAUGGUCAAUUAAAUAGAGUAUUUUACGGAACUUGAAAAGACUCUAAUUUAAUUAAAUUGAAUUAAAUUAAAUUAAA